GUGAGAAGGCAGCCAUCCACUUGUGGCCCCUCUCGCAUCUCGACACUUUCUGUUCAUCGCUUCAGGCCCAGGUGGGGGCAGAUAGAGAUAGAGAGAGAUGGAAAAAGUUGGCCAUAUUGUGUGUGCUGGAUUAUUGGGGGUCUUGUCUUUCUCGUCUGGUUGCUUUCAUCGCUUUCCUUCCAUGUCUUUUGGUGUUUGAGGCCCUCGUUUCCCCAGUGCUGGCCGGUUAGAAGAAUUUCAACCAGAAAGAGAUUCUUCAGGGAAAAGGAGGUGAGAUUCUUGAUUUCACAUUUCACAUACAGUAUGAGGAGGUGUAGUUCUUCUCCCCCCAGGAGGGCUAGAAGUUUCUUUUUUGAAAGGCUUUUCUUUGUGCCCUACAAAAAAACAUCUGGCUCGAUGUGGUAUAGGCUCUUGAUCUCCAGCUAUGGCAGUGGUAACUAGAAGUUAAAAAAUUGGAAUCUUGAGGUAGUUCUUGGUGGUGAAACCUGAAAGACUGGAGGAAGUAAAAUUGGGGGUUGUUGUGAUGAUGUGUAGGGUCCAGCACUGGGGUGGUUGAUGCUGUGGUUUCCAGGUUAAGGGGAGAAGAGGGAUAUGGUACAGAUCUCAGGAAGCGCGAGAUGAGGUUGAGGGGGAGCUAGUGGCCAAGCUUGUGCUCCAGUGAGGCUGAUCCUCCUGUUCCCAAUUGAUCGGUGCGCCGCCGUCCCCCGCCUCGGUACACAGGAUCAGUUGAGCUCCAUGGUCUGUGUGCUGCUGCAGAUUGAGAAGAAGGUUUUCCAGGGGGAGGAAUCUCUUGUGUAUUCCUUUUUCUGGGAGAAAGGAAGUGGGAGUAAAAGUUGAACUACUCUGCAUUCUCUCUGGCACAUGGCAUCCGCUGAUAGCACCUUGUGUACUUCUCUGUGAUCAAUGAUGUAUAGUAGCUGCUUUGACAUACGAGUAGGAGCAGCAGUUGACGUAUAAAAAAGGAGCAGCAGUUGAGAUCUUCAAUUCUGGCAUGGGUUCUUUUGGGAUGGACUGGAACCAAAAGGGCUCCGUGCUGUGGGAUUGGGAGAAUCUGCCGCCUAUAGGUACAAGUGCAAAUGAGAACCCCAAGAUUUUGCCGCAGGCUGAACCGAAAUUUGGUGUUGAGGCCACAAGGCAUGAAUCACAGCAUUCUUCCUGUGGUACUUUCUCUUCCAGCUCGGAGAUGGGGUAUGGUUCAUCCAAGAGUUCCAUAUCUGCGUCAAUUGAUUCUUCACCCAAAGUGGGGAACAACGUGGAGCUCAAUUUUGCACCUGUCAAAGUGGCUGGCAAGAACACCAACAAGAGUACUGAUUUGGGUAAAGUUGAUGAUGCUGGAACUUCAUCAUCUGUGAUAGCCGUCAGCAGUGGAGAGCCGGUGAUUUGCCUGAAACUUGGCAAGAGAACCUAUUUUGAAGAUGUAUGUGGAGGGCAGAGUGUCAAGAAUUCACCAUCGGAUUCGAGAGCAGUGAUUCCUACUGCUGCUUCGGCAAAGAAGGCAAAGGUGGCUCAAAGCGCACAGAACUCAUACUGUCAAGUUGAAGGAUGCAAGAUUGAUCUUUCUUCUGCUAAAGAUUACCAUCGAAAGCACAGAGUCUGUGAAGCUCAUUCUAAGGCUCCCAAGGUUGUUGUUGCUGGUCUGGAGCGACGCUUUUGUCAACAGUGUAGCCGGUUCCAUGCUUUAACUGAGUUUGACCAGAAAAAACGAAGCUGCCGCAGGCGCCUCAAUGACCACAAUGCCCGCAGACGGAAGCCACAGGCUGAAGCAAUUUCUUUCGGUUCAUCUAGGUUCUCCGCAAUGUUUUAUGAUGCAAGACAACAUACAAGUCUUCUAUUUGGUCAAGCUCGUUGUGGUCAAAUGAGAAGCUGUGCAAAUUCUUCAUGGGAUAACUCAGAAGGAGGCUUCAAAUUUGCAGAAACAAAAGCUCCUUGGUUAAGGCCAACGAGAGCUGCAGGUGUUGAUGGGAUGCAUAUAUCAAGCCCCCAGGUGUGGAACAACAACAUUAUGCCACAUGGUGCACAUCAUGAUUUUGAUGGGUUCAUGGCUUUCAAGGGAAGUAGUGCAAAGGUCCUUAAUCAAGGCGUCGAAGCUUCUGGGGUCGUCUCCAAUCCGAACGGAACCCCGGAUCUUCAGCGUGCUCUCUCUCUUCUGUCAAAUAAUUCAGCUGGUGCUGCCAACGAUCAUCCUCAGUUGCACCCUGGGCUGAACACCCUUGCCAGCACCUCCAACCCUGUGAUGCAAGGUUCAUCACCAGAUCUCUGGCAGGAUGGCACGCCCGUCGGUCAUCAGGCGCAUUUUCAGGCUUUUGAUAACGGCAGCGCCAUGGUGCACGAACUCCAGCUCCCGAAGCCUCCCCCAUAUGACAGCUCCUCCUCUCACUAUGACCUGAUGCACUGAUGCUUCCUUCAGUUAGCGCCUCCGCGGUUUGGUGGCGCGCAAUUGGAUACGGUUUCUGCUGUCUGAAACUCUGAAUUCAGAGUUGAUUUUAUCUGAAAAUAAAGGCCUGAUCGAACUUAGACUCGAAUUGAUCCAGUAACGUUGCUAUGCAAAAAACUGGGAUUGCCAAUACUCAUGUGCUUGAAUAAUCAAUCCGUCCUUGUGAUGAUUCUAUUUAUGUA
This is a messenger RNA of Phragmites australis (common reed), 2616 nucleotides long. RefSeq names its product squamosa promoter-binding-like protein 3. The record is from RefSeq and is a predicted model, not a curated record. Bases 992 to 2395 code for a protein of 467 amino acids. Lineage: Eukaryota; Viridiplantae; Streptophyta; Magnoliopsida; Poales; Poaceae. The transcript is spliced from 6 exons. Gene Ontology annotation, molecular function: DNA binding. Gene Ontology annotation, cellular component: nucleus.